This is a messenger RNA of Onthophagus taurus, 904 nucleotides long. Its product is annotated as chymotrypsin inhibitor Ani s 6-like. NCBI's taxonomy places the organism in Eukaryota, Metazoa, Arthropoda, Insecta, Coleoptera, Scarabaeidae. The record is from RefSeq and is a predicted model, not a curated record.
UUGGCAAUAGAUAAAAGAUAAACUCAUAGAUAAAAUUCAACUUAAGUGUGACACCAUCAUAAACAUUUGGUUCGAAAACACUUGAGUUAAAAUAAAUCAUUCAUUAUAAUAUUAGGUCAGGGUAUAAAAACUUUUUGGAUGAGAUUCCUAACAUCAGUUCAGUUAUAAACAUCAUUACCACAAUAACAUUGAAGAAAAUGUUGUUUUAUAUCGUUUUGAUUUCGUGCGUUUUCGCCACAAUUUCUGCCGACGAAAAAUGUACUGCCCCAAAUACACAAUUUAAUUAUUGUGGAUCUCCUUGUGACGAAACUUGCGAUGGUAAACCAGAGUAUUGUGCAGAAGUUUGCGUACAAAGAUGUGAAUGUGUACCUGGUUACGUAGUACAUAAAUCUGAAUGUGUUCCAAGAGAAUAUUGUGAACAGCUUAAGUGUAAUGAUCCUAAUAUGGAAUACACUAAAUGCGGAACUUAUUGUCCUAAUACUUGCGAAACUCCAGAGAUUUCAACAUGUAUUGAUAUGUGUUUUGAAGGGUGUCAAUGCAAAGAUGGAUAUGUUCUUCAUGAUUUUAAAUGUAUUAAAUUGGAGGAUUGCCCUACAAAAUAAAUUAAAAAAAGAAAUAAUAAUAAUAAAAUGAGGCACUUACUUGGAUUAAAAUGAUACACAAUACAAAACUAAAAUAAAAUAAAAAAAAGUGGUUAUUUAUUUAUCAUAACAGAAAAAUUGAACGUUUAAACAUUAUAUUCACAUACUAAAUCGUUUUACCUUUCUCUGCGGUGAGCUGUUUUUCGGGUAAUCUAAGCGUAGCUGCUUGCAGGAUAACUGGUUCGCUUCUUCCUUUCGCGUUGUAUGAGAACAGUGCCGCCUGAUAAACUGCUCCUGGACCCAAGCCCGUAACGGAGAAUUUU